AUGCUACGUGCUGAGCUGCACUCCAUACUUUCUCUUGUCAUUAUGCGUAUACAACGCUACUUCCAACAAUAUUCAUCCAUUACACACGUUCACCAAUUUCUGAGCCGUGCAAUCGAGCUCCUCGUUAACCUUACUCGACGCUUUCGUCACUCAUCACGGGUUCAGAACGUUCAAGAUGAUGAAGAAAAGGCAUCGGAAACGACGUUUGAAGUUCACACUCUACAGCCAAUCGGCGAAUACAUUUGCGCUAGUCAAUUGCCGCCGAGCUCGAGUCCUGAUAACAGACCCAGUGAACCAUGUUCCCCAUCAGAUGCUCCCUAUGACACACCUACGCGCAUUGUAAUACCCCGUCCACGCCCAACCAGGCAACAGACAUCUUAUGAAGUCAUGUCCAGUCCUGAACGUUUGACAGUGCCGAGUCCGCCAGAAAUGAGGGAGCCCUCCACCGACCGCACACCACCUACUCCCACUUCUCCUACAGUUGCGACUCGUCCUCCCAUUUCUGUGAACACCAGGUUUAACAAGGGUUUUUUGAUUGGCUACCCGGAACUCUCUCAAAUUUCACCGAGCCAGCGGACGCCUGUGUCACCAGAUGAGUUCGGUCCACGACCUACACUUGCUCGUGCAGCUACAUUCAAUGGUUGCUCGGAUGAGCCAUUAUCCGCCACACGGUCUUUUUUGAACCCCCGUCGGCAUACAUUGGCAGUGCCAAACUCCCCAGACCGUGAACCCAUAAGCCGACCGGGCAGCGCCCAGUCAAUUGUAUCUCUUGGUCGAAAUUCGUAUCGAAAACAUGAUGGACAAGCUCCACGCCCUCGCUCCCCUGCUCCGAGUCUUUACGAAAGCUCAUCGAAUAUGUGUGCCAUAUCUUCCGCUACCCUCGCCCCAGCUAUGGCGUCGGAUGUGGAUGGCUCACAGGCUCCCUUUGCUCCACGCGCUUCAUCUUCGGGCCAUGCGUAUUCGAGGGAGAGUGCUGGACCUCGUUUCGCUCCGAUGUCAGCGAAUGGAGUCAAGCGUUUUGAUCGACAUUCCAGGGAAUUUGCCAUGAUCGAUCCUUCAAUAUCUGAUUACAAGAUCAAAGCCUACCAAGUCCAAUACCCCAGUCAUGACGGAAACCUCCCUGUAGGCUGGUCGGCGCAUGUACACCCGGAAGGUGCCCGCUACUUCCUGCAUGCACAGACAAGAACAUACACGGAGUCAGAUGUCUGUUCACCGGAUAUAUUGAACGAUAUCGUCUACUUCUCGAAUUAUCUUCACGGAGAACUCCGCCUCGCCAUUGACACUAAGAAGAUUGACAUUGACUACGAUGAUGUGGAACUAGUGCUUGAGCCGAAGAAAGCGAUGUGUGCGGAUAUCAUAUGCUGCUACUACUUCGUCAACCCCGCAGGGAGAUGUCUUUUCUGGCUAGAUGAAUAUGAUGCAGAGGAUAUGUUGGGGGAGUGUCGGGGGGUUACCGCUUUAUCUCACAAACGACUGGCAGUUCAAGCUCAAUACUGGUGUGUAUCACUGCCAAAGAAGCACUGGGAAAUGUUUCCUAACCUUUGCCCGGUUGCGCACGAUACAUUGGAUGAGCUUAAGGAACUUAUGCUCCAUGCCACUUGCGAUCACCUCACAACCACACGGUCUGCAGCGGCGUUGAGCGCCGAUGAACUCAAGCAGUACUUUGAAAUUGUGAAGUGGAUACGAGUGAAUUCAAACGUUGAUAGAGCGCAUGCAGUGGUCAUCAUAGGGCGACUUAUGCACACCUUUUGUCGCAAUCAGUACCUGAACUUCCAUGGUCAACCAUGUGCUCGGUUAAGUGUCGACCAGACAGUGCGCGGCUGGAGCUAUAAGCCAUCGAUUUACAUGACUAUAUUUGCUCCACUCCUAUGCAUGGCCCCCGUUGCUCACGUGAGAUCCCUGCAUACCAGCUUUGUAGACGAUCUCGCAAGUACCUCAGAGUGGAAGAUAUUCAUCACGAGACUGAAUGGGCAACUCCAGAACCUUAACCUUCUCGGUACCGUGCUCCUUGGUGCCAAUGUUGGUUUUCUGGCAAUCCAAUCAGUUGACUCUGGCGCCGGGCGUUCUCCGACGCAGAUAGCUAGUUACAUGUCGCUGGUUCUUAGUUUCGGCUCUAUUGCUCUGGGUCUGACGUUCAUUACUCUGGAUCUCACUGGCAGGGAUCGUGGUUCUGAGGCUUCAAGGUUUUUGCAACGGAUGAAUGACGGAAAACACGGUCUGGAAAAGUUGGCAAUCAUCUACAGUCUCCCUUACGCAUUGCUCAUGUGGAGCAUGCUCUUCUUCAUCGUGGCAUUCUCCUAUGAAUGGUGUAAACCUGGAGAUGCAGUCUCUAGAUCUAUCGUCGGCGCCGUACUACUUACUGUCUGCGGGCUCGUCGUCUGGUGUAUAUCUGCGGCAUCCGAUAAGCGUGCGCCGUGGUGGUGGGAGUCAGACCAGCCGGAAGUGGUCAGCAAAGUGACGAGCGUAGAGACCAAGAAGCGCUCGGAUAAUAAGCGUUAUACUCUGGCUUCUCAUUUGCGCGGCUGGUUUGCUACCACGAAGAAACGAGUUUCAGUGGUCUCGGUUCGCAGCGGACCACCACCUCAUACCCGAGAGGUGACUCGGACAUCUGUACCGCUCAUCUCGUUUAGGCGCGCGACAGUAAGCCGGCAAGCUCCGCCUAAGAUCACCGUGACCCAGAGGCCUGAAUCAGGGGAAGUAAAUGGCACGACCCGUACCCCAGUAUCAGAGGUGGGAGUGGGCUACAUGGGAUUUAUUUGA
Messenger RNA from Suillus subaureus, 2760 nucleotides. RefSeq lists its product as uncharacterized. The coding region runs from base 1 to 2760 and encodes 919 amino acids. The transcript has 13 exons. NCBI's taxonomy places the organism in Eukaryota, Fungi, Basidiomycota, Agaricomycetes, Boletales, Suillaceae. The record is from RefSeq and is a predicted model, not a curated record.